This is a messenger RNA of Zymoseptoria tritici IPO323, 987 nucleotides long. RefSeq lists its product as uncharacterized. The record is from RefSeq and is a predicted model, not a curated record. The coding region runs from base 1 to 987 and encodes 328 amino acids. Lineage: Eukaryota; Fungi; Ascomycota; Dothideomycetes; Mycosphaerellales; Mycosphaerellaceae. The transcript has a single exon.
AUGCAGCUCAUCAACCUUUUCGCCUUCGCGCCCCUCAUGGCCUCCAUUGCUGAUGCCUCUCCCGCACGUCCUGCUCCCUACAAUGGAGUACAAGCCAAUUCAAUCCCCAUCGCCAUCUCCAGCCCAGAGUGUGGCAUCUACGGCUAUGACAACACCAACUCAAAGACCUUGAUCACGUCCGUCAAGGUCAACACAGUCGCCAAGUGCUUCACCACUUGCAGACAAAGGCAAAAGUGCAUGAGCUACGGAUUCUGCACCCAAUCCAACACAUGUAGCCUGUACAAGGUGGCCCUUCGCAAGCAUAUCAAGCGCACCAACUCCAGCGUAAUCUUUUACGAUCGUGGGUGCAAGAAUCCUGCGGGUCCUCAGUCGACGAGAACUACGACCAGCUCGGCCACCUCUACCACAACCGCCACUAUCGAGGACCCGAUCACUGCUACUGCCACAACCAUCACCGUCACAACCACGAGAUCCACCACUUCUGCCCGCUCAACCAUCACCGGCCCAGUCACCAUUGCUUCGACCUCCACUGCCUCGACCUCCACUGCCUCGACCUCCACUGCCUCGACCUCCACUGCCUCGACCUCCACUGCCUCGACCUCCACUGCCUCGACCUCCACUGCCUCGACCUCCACUGCCUCGACCAUCACUGCGUCUACCGCCACCGCCUCUAUAUCUUCAACCACGACAACAACAUCUGCAAGCGCCACUGCCACUCCCGCACCCGGAGCAGCAUUUACAGAAUCCCUCAACAGCGCCUACAACGAGGUCCUCUUCGGCACCAACGCGAAUGUAUACGAUCCUCGAUCAGACAUCGCAUCUCUGGCAGACUGCGAAGAUCUCUGUGCCGCCGACACCAUUUGCGUAGCAGUAAACUUUUAUCGGGCAGACGAUGGAGACAAUGUUGCGGGCAACUGCAAUCUCUUGAGCAAUAUCCUUAGCGGUAGUGCGGUCACCAGUAAUGUCGACUCUGCGAGGAAGAACUAG